ACGGCGGCCGGAUGCUGCCGCUGAUGCCAACGCCUCUCGGCACAACGCGCGUCGCUGACGAGUGGCCGCCGGUGGCCGCAGCCGCCACUGCCUCGGUACAUUAUACCGGCGCAAGCCAUAAGGCCGCCGCCACUGUCGCUGACGCGUUAUCCGAAUGCAACACCCGCGCCCUCGUAGUUGUACCACACGCGUUAGCACUACUUAUCGCAUCACACACCGUAUCGCACCGUCGUCGAUAUAUCGUACAGCGCGCGUGCGAGUAUCAUUUAUCGAGUACCUAUAUAGUCGUCGGUCCGUUGAUUCCGCCGCGUACCAUUCGCGACAGUGCGUGUAAAACAGCAAAUAAAUAAUAGUAAUAUAAUUACAUUGUGUUGGUCAAUACAUUUUAGAUCUAAAAAGUUAUCCUCAUUACAAUUUUACAUCGUCCUGCCGAUCGGAUUGAAAAAUUUCCACGCGAUCGCCGCCUAUAUUAUUUAUAUGACGACCAUGGCCAACCGUCGGCUGUGCCCUCCUAGAGGGACGACUGCCGUCGGUGGUUCAUUCGACUGUUGGUCAGAUGCCAACGCCACGCGAUCGAAAACUGAGAGCGUCUAGUGAUUUUUCGUUAUUCGUCCUUGUCGUGGUUCUAAAUAAUAUUUCUUCUACUUUUUUACGAACGCAGAAAAUCGAAAAUCGAUCACAAUUCUGUCAUCGAUACCGUUUAGGCCAGGGUUGAGGCCGAACAUGCUCAACAACAUCAGUAUAAUUGGCCCGAAUAAUGUCGGCGGCCAUAAGGACUUCGAUGGUCUCAAACAUCGAUCGCUACACCAGUUGCAGACCGGUGGUAGUGGUGGAGGUGUACACGACGUCGGGGGUAGUCACGGACUCGGCGGCACAGGUAACAGUCACCUGCAGCAAGGCAACGGCCCGUCACCUUCGCAUCAGCUGUCCACCGGCGCCGGAGGUGGCGGCGGUGGACCGUUCCGGUUGUCGUGCGGAGGUUUCGACCUGUCAACUGCGGCCGGUCACGGACUGGCCGCUGCUGCCGCUGUGGCCGCCGCUGGUGGUGGUGGUGGUGGCGUCGGACUCAACGGCGACGACGCCGGAAAGCCGAACAAGCAGAAGAGACAUCGGACCCGGUUCACGCCGGCGCAACUCAACGAGCUGGAGCGGUGUUUCAGCAAGACCCACUAUCCGGACAUUUUCAUGCGAGAGGAGAUCGCCAUGCGAAUCGGUCUCACCGAGUCCAGAGUACAGGUAUAAUAUAUAUUAUUUUCACUUUCUAUUCGCUAAACAAAUUGUAUAACAUACGCCAUGUGAUCAGAAAACCCAAAACUUGUCGAAGCUGUGUUAUUGGGCAGGAGUGCAUGACCCGUUGUACUAGAACCUAUAUAGCCUAUUGAUACUCUAGUUAUGACAAAUUAAAGAAAUUUACAAAAAUUCUAGAUCAAUUAUAUGGGGACCCGUUGGGAUCAAAUAAUAUCAUUACGCACAUGGCACAUCCAUAAUAUUACGAAUUUCCUUCAUUAGUCAUUAUAUAUAAUCGAACUCGUGAUCAUGUAGGUAAGUUAUAAUUCUUCAAAUCAUAUUGGUCAAUACCCACCAAUAUCACAUUGCUUGGACAUAUUAAUAUAUUAUAUAGGUACUAUUUCGAGCAUUUUUAAUUUGAAUGCAGUGCGAGUUCUGAAUCAUAUGAAUCUAUCUGUGUGUGUGAAUUAUUGUGUAUUUAGUUCAUAAUUAUUAAUAAUAUAUUAUAUUAUAUUUUAUGCAUAACAUAGAUUAUAAUACCCGAUAUAAUAAUAUGUAGUAUUUACAAAAAAUUACAAUUAUAUCCUUCUGACUCUGUGGCGUUGUGGGCGUUAUUCGGGGCGCGUGCCUAUACUUUGUUUAUAUGAUAUCACGUGUACAGCAGUCAGCAAUCGUCCCCAAACAUCCUAUGAUGUUCGUCUGAAUACCAAUAACGUUCGGAUCGGCAGUAAAAUAUUAAAAUCAAUUGCAUUUUACAGUUACAUUACAUCGAAAUGCGCAUGUUGCCACCUUAUAAUAUAAACAAACCGACGAUA
Messenger RNA from Acyrthosiphon pisum (pea aphid), 2042 nucleotides. Its product is annotated as homeobox protein orthopedia-like. The record is from RefSeq and is a predicted model, not a curated record. The transcript has 2 exons. Gene Ontology annotation, biological process: neuron differentiation. The coding region runs from base 724 to 1242 and encodes 172 amino acids. Gene Ontology annotation, molecular function: DNA binding. Lineage: Eukaryota; Metazoa; Arthropoda; Insecta; Hemiptera; Aphididae.